This is a messenger RNA of Fundulus heteroclitus (mummichog), 6830 nucleotides long. RefSeq names its product ankyrin repeat domain 12 (gene ankrd12). The transcript has 13 exons. The record is from RefSeq and is a predicted model, not a curated record. The coding region runs from base 215 to 5845 and encodes 1876 amino acids. Gene Ontology annotation, cellular component: nucleoplasm. Gene Ontology annotation, molecular function: protein binding. Lineage: Eukaryota; Metazoa; Chordata; Actinopteri; Cyprinodontiformes; Fundulidae.
GAACGGCUGCGAUGUUUUCAAAAGCAGCGAUGAACAUCACACAGCCGUAGGCUACGGUUAACGUCCAGCAUUUAGAAGAAUAACCGUUAAAUUUGCACCCACGUUUAAGCUAACGCGGGACGCGAAUGAGUCGGUAGGGAGCCCUUGACCCGGUUUGAAGGUGCAUGAUGAGCCGGCUGUGCUGUAGGCGUCUAAGCUAGUCAGGUGCCGCACCAUGGCCAAACCUGGGGGCGACCGAGAUGGAGCCAUGGUGGAUAAGCAGGCGGGGAAGAAGAGUAAAGACAAGCUGUCGCCUUUCACCAAAACUCCGAAGUUGGACCGGGGGGAAUUGCUGGGAAAGGAAGGGAAAGCCAAGUCUUCCAUGAAGCGCAAGCUUUCCUUCACUACAAGUCCGCCCCGGACAGAGGAGCGGGACUCAGACACUGAUGACUCAGACCCAGGCCAGUCGAGUGAGACCUGGGGAGAGAGAUUAGUGCCCCCCUGCAGGAUAUACGCAGAUAAAGAUGGACCAGAUAAGAAGAAGGUGAAGAAGGAGCCCGGGAGCAGAAGGUCCCAGUCCUCCAACCUUUUAUUCGGGUAUCCGCUGUCGGAGCGCAAACAGAUGGCUCUUCUGAUGCAGAUGACCGCCAACAGUCCAGACUCCACGCCCAGCCACCCCUCGCAGACGACCCCUGUGCAGAAGAAGGUCCCGAGCAGCGCCUCGUCCCGACAGAAGGACAAAGUCAACAAGAGGAACGAGCGCGGGGAGACCCCCCUUCACAUGGCAGCGAUCCGUGGAGACGCCAAGCAAGUUAAGGAGCUCAUUAGCCUGGGAGCCGAUGUCAACGUCAAAGACUUUGCAGGUUGGACUCCUCUUCACGAAGCCUGCAAUCUAGGCUACUACGACGUGGCAAAGGUGUUAAUAGCGGCAGGUGCAGAGGUGAACACGCAGGGUCUGGAUGACGACACGCCGCUUCACGACGCCUCCAGCAGCGGCCACAAAGACAUCGUGAAGCUCCUCCUCCGUCACGGCGGCAACGCCUUCCAGGCCAACAAGCGCGGCGAGCGGCCGGUGGACGUGGCCGACUCCCAGGAGCUGGAGAAGCUUUUAAAAGGCGAGGCGCCGCUGUCGGACCAAGACGACAGUUCUUCAGAAUCUGAAGACCCCCCCUCCGUCAAUCCCUCCAGCGUGGACGACAACAUGGAGGACUCCGACACCGAGAAGGAGCUGGACGGCAAGCCAGCCACGAAGGCGGCGGCGUCGUCGGUGCCCGGCAUGGACGAGUACGAGUUUAAAGACGAGGAAGAGGAGGAGGAUCUGAGCAAGGCGCUGAACGACAGACACAUCCCCAGGAGGGAGCUGCGGCAGCGCGAGAAGGAGGAGAAGGAAAGGAAUCACGUGGCUGGAAAGCAGAGCAACAAGGGCGACUCUUCCUCCAAGUCCAAAAAACAGAAAGGCUCCCGCCUCCACUGCAGCUCCGACACCUCCAGCGACGAGCUGGAGAGCCUGCCGGAGAAGAGGAACUCCCCCACCUGCUCCCAGAGCUCAGACGGCCACAAAAUGGACACGCGGUUGAAAAAGGACAACGCCGAGCAGAAGGACAAGGGUAAAGUGAAGAAGAAGAGCAAAAGCCAGAACAAAAACAAGGAAAACGAAGAGGACGGGAAGGAGAACAGCAAAACCCUGGUCCUCUCCCUCGCAGCCGUGUCUGAGAGCAACGAGAAGGGGCGGGAGGAGGACUCCUUUAAGAUGUCCUUCAGCCCCAAAGACGACUCCUCCGUCCACCUCUUCCAUUUGUCCUCCAUCAAAUCCCCUAAACUGAACCACAGCCUGGCCGACAAGCAGUGUCCGCUCAAGCAGGAAAACGCCAAGCUGACCAUCAGCGACGGCCCGUACAACCACUACGCGGACGCAGAUUACUGCACGGAGAGCUCCAGCACCAAGGGCUGCAAGCACCGGGAAAAGAGCAAGCACCAGCAGAAGGAGUCCGGCGGGGACGGGGACGACGGCCGCGCCAGCCCCUGCAAGGACGGCGUCAUAGGAAACAGCGUGGACGGGGGCGAGGCCGUCCUGCGCAAGACGGACCUGGACGGGAAGGUGGUGAAGAAGCACAAGCUCAAACACAAGGAGAAGGACAAACACAGGAGGGAGUACAAGGCCGAGCGGAGCCACCACAGGCAGAAGGAGGCCAGGAAGGAGGGCCACAGGAAUCUGGAGUUCGACAGGGAGUUCUGGAAGGAAAACUUCUUCAAAAGCGACGAGGCAGACGAGCCCCCGGCGGCGAAAAAGGACGGCGAGGACAUCGGCCCGGUGCCGAAGGCGGCCGACUGCUCUCCCGUCAAAGACGAGAGGAACUCGAGGGAGAAGCACCCCGGCGGCAAGGAGAAGAAGCCGCGAGAGGAGCGGGAAAAGGACAAGGCCGUGAAGAAGGAGCGGAAAGAGGAGAAGGUGAAAGACCCGAAGCCCGGCGAGCGUGACGAGAAGGCGGACGGCCACGGAUCAGGCCGGAGUCCCGAGGAGUCGCUCCAGAACAGCGCCGCCAAGGAGGAGACGGAGGAGAAGCCCGUCACGGCUGAUCAGGAACAGCUGGAGCAGGAAAAGGCCUCGCGUGACAGGAGGCUUCCGGGGAAAGAAAAGGACUCGGACAAAAUGGAGAAGAGACAUCUGGACAAGGAGAAGAAGGUGAAACCGGAGCACGCCGACAAGGCCGAGCCGCAAAACUCAGUGGAUCGCUGGAAGGAGAAGGACAGAGCGGGAAGCGUCUCCUCCCUCAGCCCCGGGGAUAAAAGCUACAGAGACAACGAGAAGCUGAAAUCUUUAUCCGCGACCAAGAAACACGAAGACGGCAGAAAAAGCAAAGAUAAGCUGGAGAAGCGCUCCGACAGGGAGCGACCGGACAGGGAGUACGCCGCCGGGGAUCACAAGGAGAGAGAUCGAGCAAACAGCGACAGGAGGGGGAAGCCUGCGGAGAAGGCCGACCGCCUGAAAGACAAGGACUGUGACCGGAAAAAGAAAGACAAGAUGAAAGACGGCGGCAUCUCCUCCAGCUCCAACCUGAAGCUGCUGCUAGAAGACAAGAGGAGCUACCUGUGCGAGGGCAGCAAGGUCUCACCCGCCAAGUCCAAGGAGGAGGCCGCGAAGACGCCAGAGAAGGAGCGCGACCGCCGGGAUCGGGAGCGAGACUACGACAGACACAAGGACAAGGACCGGCACAAAGACCGCGUCCAGCAGGUCCGGCUCAGCAAAGCCAAGCCCGGCGAGGGGGACGGAGACAAGAGCAAGCCAAAAACCGCGGCGGCCGCGCGGGACGCCAAGCCCAAGGAGAAGCGUCUGGUGAACGACGACCUGAUGCAGACCAGCUUCGAGCGGAUGCUCAGCAUGAAGGACCAGGAGAUCGAGCUGUGGCACCGGAAACAUCUGGAAAAGAUCAAGCAGAAGGAGCGUGAGCGGCUCAAGCAGCGGCCGGCGUGCGACGCGGGGAAGUCCAAACCCAAAGACCGAACGAAGGCAGAGCUCUGCUCCAACAAGGAGCUGACGCGCUCGAAGAGCUCGGAGGCGUCCGACGUCCAGGGCAGAGAGAAGCCGGCGAAGGACGGGACCGGCAACAGGACGCUGUCCCUGGACGGGAAGUGUGUGCCCUCCAUCAGCGCCAAGGUCAUCUCGGUGGUGGAGAGCUGCCUGAGCAGGUCGCCGCGGCCCGAGGGCGACCGCGGCGGCCUCAUGUCCCGCUCCGUCUCUCUGGUCUCUGUGGCGAGCUCCGAGGACUCCUACCAGGCCACGACGCUGACCCCCAGACACGUGGAGUACGACUCCGACGUCAACCUGGAGACCUCCGACUCCCAGCAGGCCUUUCUCCAGUCCUCGCUCGUCAUCCAAGCCGCCCGGUCGCCGUCUGUCCACGACAGAGACUGCGGCGGUCUUCCAGACGUCCCCCAGAGCUGCCAGGUGCCGGCGAGGCACGAGCCCCAGUUCCUCCAGAGCGUCCUGGAGGAGGACCCGAGUUCGUCCGCCGAGAGCGACGGCGUGGAGCAUCCGUCCAGGUGCGGCCUCGCCAACGCCGCCGGAGAGGAGCCCAAAGCGAAGGAGUUCUCAGACCCCGAGGAGAACCAGGAGGACCUGAACCCGUCAGCUGACCCGGUCACGGAAAAGGAGGCAGGCGCCGCAGGACGGUCAGAGACGCAGCUCCCUGUGGGAGAUCUUCCAAACAAAGACCAGACCCUUCCACAACUCAACGCCUCUCACACGGAGCAGAAAGCUCCUCCUUCCCCAGAUCCGCCUGCUGUGAGAGACGCCUCCUCUCCGCCGGAGACCUCGCAGGCAGAGAGCGGCAGCAAAGAGCCCGACCGACCGCUGGCGUCCGGCGAGGCGCUCUACGACGCAGCGACCUUCCAGCAGAGAGAGACGCUCCCUUCUUCCAGCACAGAGAUCCGCCCAGAGGCCCCGCAGGCGUCUGACCACCAACCUGUGGAGCCUCCUGCGCAGGAGAGCAUGGACACGGGGUCAGAGAACCCGACGCCGGAGGGGCCGGGGAGUCCGCCGCCGCCGCCGACCGCCGGCUCUGCUGCAGGAGAGAUCCCGGCGGUGCAGGAAGACUCAGCCGCAGAUAAUCCAGAUAAAUCCCAGCCUUCCGCGGACGACGUGGCGUCAGAUCCCGACGUUCAGAUGGAGGACGCUCCGUCCGCCGUGGCCCCCGAACACAAGACCGAGGAGACGGCCGACGCACCGCCGAGCUCAGAGAGCGGCGCCGCCGUCGAUGCUGCAGCAGCGACCUCCUUCCUGGACGCUGCGUCCGAACCUAAAGCGGAGAUCCCUGCCGAGCCGAUGGACGUCACACCGGCGGAGGAGAGAACCGAGUCCUCGGCCUCAGAAGACCAGAGUCUGAGCUCCGACCAGUCGGCGCCGCAGACGGACAGCGGCAACACCUCAGGGAGCUCCUCGCCACAGUCCGCAGACCGAGACUCGGAUUCCUCUGGAGCCAAGCUCAAAGUCCGCCCGGGGGACGAGGACGUGGACGUCCACGUCCCCCAUCCGCGCAAGAGAAAGAUGCCCAAGCUGUCCAACUCCCAGUUAUACUCCAGCGCCCAGCAGGAGAAGGACAAGUGCCAGCAGUCUCUUGCUGCCAUGGUGGACUCUGUGAAGCUGGAGGAGAUCGAGCCCUACCAGACGGAGAGGGCCAACCCGUACUACGAGUUCCUGCACAUCCGCAAGAAGAUCGAGGAGAAACGCAAGGUGCUCUGCAACGUCACGCCCCAGCCGCCUCAGUAUUACGAUGAGUACGUCACCUUCAAUGGAUCCUACCUCCUCGAUGGGAACCCGCUCAGCAAACUCUGCAUACCCACAAUAACGCCGCCCCCAUCACUACCUGAGCCUCUGAAGGAAAUGUUCAAGCAGCAAGAGGUUGUCCGCAUGAAGCUACGGCUGCAGCACAGCAUUGAGCGGGAAAAGUUGAUUGUUUCAAAUGAGCAGGAGGUCCUGAGAGUCCAUUACAGGGCUGCAAGAACACUAGCCAAUCAGACGCUGCCUUUCAGCGCCUGCACCGUCCUGUUGGAUGCAGAAGUGUACAACAUGCCUCAGGACAUCCAGAACGAUGAUGGGAAAACGUCAGUGAGGGACCGAUUCAACGCCCGGCAGUUCAUGUCCUGGUUACAGGACGUUGACGACAAGUUUGACAAACUAAAGACGUGUCUGCUGAUGAGGCAGCAGCACGAGGCGGCGGCGCUGAACGCCGUGCAGCGUCUGGAGUGGCAGCUCAAGCUGCAGGAGCUGGACCCGGCCACCUACAAGUCCACCAGCAUCUUCGAGAUCCCCGAGUUCUACAUCCCGCUGGUGGAGGUCAACGACGACUUCGACCUCACGCCCAUCUGAGCCGCGGGAAAUGUGAAGCACUUAAACCGUGCCGAGAAGAGGAGCACUUAGAGCCAGAGGCGCGUUUUACUCCAGAGCUCCUGAGAAGAAGACGGGAAUAAAAAAAAAAAGAGGAGAAAAAAAAAAAAACAGGAAACCAGGGGUCCAGGUUACAAAAGGAGAAACUGGGCCCGGCGGGGGCGGAGUCACACCUGAAAGAUUUCAAAUGUUUUUAAAGUGUUCAUACGUUGUGUACAGACUGUGCUCUUAAUUUUUUAACUUAUUUUAUACAUACAAAAAAUGUGCAUUUGUACAUAGUCAUGUAAUUAUUGUUUUAAACCUGUAAAAAAAACAAAAAGUAAUAGAUAUUUUGAUUGUAAACUCGUUCAGUCUGAUGUUUUAAUGGACCAAAGUCGGGUUUUUUUUUUUUUUUCUUCUUCUUUUCUUUUAUAUCGAGUCUCCUCUUCGUCUGUGACGUUCUCGUCGUCGUUGUUGUUGUUGGCUUCUGUUGUUUGUUCUUUUUCUUUCUUUUUUUAACCGUUUCUUCCUUCCUUCCUCCCACAUCUGGAGCUUUAACGCCACAGCCGGUGUUUUGUUUGUUUCUUUGACUUUGGCAGUUAAAUGCUGUGCAUGCGUUGCGAUGUUCUUUAUCUUAAAAAGCUGUACCGUGGACUUAAAUUUGUGAGGUUUACUGGAGUGUUUCCAGCUCUUUGGCUCUUUUCUUUCCACCCCAACAUCGUGUCUCUUUUGGCGGCCUCACUCCUUGUGUGUUGUCCAUAGUGUGUCUCACGCACAUUAAAGUCUGUUGUGGCUUCCAAGAAAAGGAAAGAAAAAAAAAAAAAAACUUUUACAGUUUCGACGUGAGAUCACAACAAAUCCUAUUUUUUCAACAUAAUGCCUUUUGAACGAUAGUUCUAAAAAAAUGUCUAUUUUAAUAUUUACUUGUUACAUGACUUGUACAUAUUUGUAAUAUAUCAUUGAAUAAAUUUUAUUUGUUGUGAAAUUA